CCUACAGUCAUAUGAACGGUUGCGUAAUUUCAAAAUUGCAGGCCACAUUCAACUUGUUCUUCCUUCCACAGUGGAUUGUAGGAGAGAAUGGGGUACUCAAGCCCAAGCGAGUCAACCCAAAUGUGUAUCAGCCACCAUCCCUGAAAGCCGUCCAGAAGAUGGCUGAGGCACACAUGCAAAACCUGGGUGUCUACCCCCCCUUGGAAGACCCCUUUGAGGGGGAGGAGUACGAUGACUACCCCUGUCAUGAGGAGAGGGAGGAAAGAUUCCCCACCAAAGCUGCUGACCCCCAAGCGACCAGCACCAUAGACCAAUCAGAGAAGCCGGAUGAAGGGGAAGAGGAGGAAGAGAAAGAGGAGGAAAAGACAGAAGAAAAGACAGAGGAGAAGGCAAAGAAAGUGCGCAAAAGUGUAAAGUUUUAACACUACUUUGGAAAAGAAUUAUGAAGGGAGAGAGAUGGUGGCAGAUGUGUGAAUGAUUGAGUGAAUGAAUGAGUGAUUUUAAUGUGUGAACGUGUGAGUGAGAAAGAGAGCUUCUAAGUUUGGAUGGUAAGUAUUAAAAUUAAAUGAAUGAAUGAAUGUAGGUAGGUACUGUCGGCAAAUCUGUGAGCAAAAAAUCUGGAAAGAGAGUGGGAGAGAGAGAGGGGGAGAGAGGGAGAGAGAGAGAGGGGGAGAGAGGGAGAGAGAGAGGGAGAGAGAAUGUAUAAUAGAUAUGGCCCUUGUGAAGAGGUGAGGAGUGGCUCCUUAGAACUAAUGAGACUAGUGGAUAGGGCAAGGUCACUGUGACCUCGAGGUCCCUCACUGCAACGCUAGUCUUCUCUUCCAUGUCAGGGGAACCAUUCAUUCACAACUCACUUUCUUACUUUGCUCUUUAAUGUUACAAAGCAAUGGAAUAAUGGCUAGAAAUAAUUACACGACACUCAAAAUAACUGUAAACGGACAAACGCUGAUGAACAGCUUCAGUAUAGAGCACACACACACACACACAAACACACACAACACACACACACACACACACACACACACACACACACACACACACACACACACACACACACACACACACACACACACACACACACACACACACACACACACAGAAGAUAUCAUCUCACUAUCGGUUCAGACUAUAUUCUAAAGCUGCUCCAUUACUGUGCAGACAUGAUAAUACAGACUCCCACAUGGGUUCCUUUCAAAAUCACAAAGACCUGUAUUAUGUGUACCAAAUUUCACUCUGGCCUAGAUUGGAUAUCUCUGCAGCAUAAUCAUAUUGAGAUCUUGUUCUUGGAAGAAGUGAGCAGCUGCUGCCAUCUUGUGGCAAGAUAGGGGAUGUAGAAUAACCAGAGUGUGCGUAUUGACAUGGAUUCACAUACAAUAAACUGUGCACUGCAUAGGCCUUCAGAUAAUAUGCAUCUAUAUAAUUGAAAUGAUCUAGAUUUGUAAUGUAUUUGAAACAUUUAUUUGUGAUGCAUUUGAAGUUCUUUUUGGUGUCCAUCAAAGCUAUUUGUGUCAAUGAUGUACUCUGGGUGUAUCUGAGGAUGCCAUGCUUUUAUAAAAGUAGCCCAAUGUCGUUUUUUUGUGAGAAAGAAAAUGUAUUAGUUUUGUAUCCAGAAUCAGAUUCGUAUUGUUUGUUUGUUUAAAUAAUUUCCUGUCUAAAGAUGAAUUAAUCAACUUAGCUGUAUACGGUCUCUUUCUGUUGAACAAUUGUCACAACGUUUAGUAACCUUUUAGUCACGACUUGGAUAACUGUGUUUUUCAUAUUCUCAUGAAAAACAACGCAGACAAUACAAUACAUAGUGACUCUCUUUCUCUCUCUCUCUUUCCGCUGAAAAGGAAUGACACAUUUGAAUAUUAAAAUAUUCACCCUCAGAAUGUCAUUAUCAUCAUAUUCUCAUUGAUAAUGUCAAUCUAAUAAACAGUUUUCUUUAUUUCCAUCACAUCUGUUCUCCAACUGCAGGAUUGCUUGAGUCAGCGGAAUACAUUUUGGUAGUGUCACAGCUGAAUGUCUCAAUCUGUACCAACUGCUAAUAUAUUGUCAUUGUUUUGAUUCUCUUUUUGUUGGACAAUUGAACUUUUGUAUGCUCUUUUCUCUUGCCUGGGUGUAUGGGCUGGGCAGCCCUUUAAAGUUUUGAGACAUAUGGCACCUACUCCCUCCAUUCUCUCACUGUCUGGCUGGAGUGAGCAUCCUCUCCUUCUCCAAGUCUCCCUAUCCUCCACGGUCAAUAGGCGAGUGCCAUGGCAAGAAUUAACUUGAAUCGAUAAUAUUCUUCUUUAUUUCAUUCUUUUUUCUGUACUUGUUAAAGAUGUAGACAUUUCAAUGUGAGCCACAAUAACAAUAUCUAAAUAAACACAUUUUCCUGA
Messenger RNA from Salvelinus fontinalis (brook trout), 2360 nucleotides. Its product is annotated as protein phosphatase 1 regulatory subunit 1B-like. Lineage: Eukaryota; Metazoa; Chordata; Actinopteri; Salmoniformes; Salmonidae. Gene Ontology annotation, molecular function: protein phosphatase inhibitor activity. The coding region runs from base 12 to 422 and encodes 136 amino acids. Gene Ontology annotation, biological process: signal transduction. The record is from RefSeq and is a predicted model, not a curated record. The transcript has 3 exons.